ACUUCACCCCUCCUCGAACGCCACUUAACCCACUGUCUGGCCCGGUCGUUUCCUUCUCGCCUUACCCGUCGCUCAUCCAGACUCGACUCUCAACCCGUCCUGUCUUCUCUCUCACAACAGCCUCGGUGAAGUGUAUGACGGUCCCCUUCGCUCACGAGCACUGCCAUCUCGGCCUCUUCCUUGUGGUAUCUGUAAAAACCACCACAUACACUACGGCAAUAACGGACGCAAAGCGGCGAAGUGGUUGCCGCCUACAUCCCGGAGCUCCUCCUCAAGUCGGCCAACGGCGCAAUCUUGGAACCCACCUCCAGUGCUCUAGCACCUCAUCGACAGCUCCCCCGACCUCGAAACUGUGGGCAUUAUCCCGCGCAAUCUACUCUACUUCAUCCUGCCAGCGUACAGCAGCAAUCCCUGCGUCGGCGCCCCGAAGUUCAGGAAUUUCAUUGAGCCACACAUUACACGCUCUCCUUCCUGAGCAGGGUUAACUGCCACAUAUACCCUUGGGCGCUCGGAAGCGUGACUUUCCAGAGGGAACCCCCCCUUUCCUUCAAAGGCUGUGCAAACUAGCCACAUUGGCCACAACAAUCAUACAUACUUCCCGUCACAUCCUGACCGU
Molecule: messenger RNA, 616 nt
Organism: Colletotrichum godetiae
Lineage: Eukaryota; Fungi; Ascomycota; Sordariomycetes; Glomerellales; Glomerellaceae
Exons: 4
Coding region: 135-485 (116 amino acids)
Source: RefSeq, a predicted model, not a curated record